UUCAGUCGAUUUCUGAUCAGAGACAUGAAAAGUGCUUUAAAUACAUUGCUAGUUCUGCUCGUUGCCCUAAGGGUGUAUGCUGAACCACCGAGGGCUUUGAGCAGCUUGUGUUCUUAUUUGAAUGACGGAAAAGAAUCGGUUUCAAAUCUAGGCACCACCAAGAAAUGCUUUGCUCGCUAUAUGCCGGAAUUGGAGAACGAAGGAGCCAGUUGGUCGCAGGGCUACAGUGGCUGCCAAAAGAGUGCCACCAAUGAACGACAGUCACUGCUAUCGAGGGUCAGUGAUGCUCAGGAAAAGAUUCGUAAGGCUGCCUUGGGACUAAAUUCCUUUAUAGAACGGUGCAUGGCGAUUAGCGAGGCUGUGGAUUUUUUCAAUUGUUUCGCCAAGAUGUCCAAAGAGCACUUGACCACGGUGUACAGCAUUUCCUUCAGUUCCUCCGAGGAGGCUGUGAUUUUAAAUCAAAAACUAAGUUAUAUUCAAGUUGAACAUUAUCUUUGCACAAAUCGCACUGAAUACAAUUAUAUCAAAACCACUGAUCAGAUAUUUCAAUCCUUGGACCAAUGUCUGCAACAAAAUGAAAGUCAUUAAAUAUUUAUAAUAUUA
This is a messenger RNA of Drosophila bipectinata, 603 nucleotides long. RefSeq lists its product as uncharacterized. The record is from RefSeq and is a predicted model, not a curated record. Lineage: Eukaryota; Metazoa; Arthropoda; Insecta; Diptera; Drosophilidae.